GCCGUGGCCUCUAUGGUUGGAAGCCACUUCCUCUUCAGGCGGAGAAGGCAGCAGCCCACGUGGGUGGCCAGGAUUUUCCAGAUAGACCACAUAAUCCAUGUCGAUUUUGCAUAUUGAACGUCAGAGAUGGCACUUCUCCUGUCUUUUAAAUCUGGCCUAUGGGACGCUGCAAGACUGUCCUGCUCCUUUAGAACCAUCCGGCAUCUCUCCACGCGGAGAAAACCUCAGGCAGGGGAGCGUGAGCUUCCUGGUGGGGUGAGCAGCCAAGUGAUUCCUGAUCAUGGACUUGAAACAGCCAAGGACCAGAGCGAAGCCCAGCUACGUAAACCCCGGAAGGGUCGUGUCCUUCGGAACGAGCUCUGGCGGCAAUUUCGCGCGCAGACCGCGCCGUCUGACAGGGAGGAGCUCAAGAACUUGAGGGACGACGAUUUCCCCGAGAGGAAGCGGAGCCCCCCGCAGAAACCCCUCCCUGUCGAAAGGACCAAAGGCUCAGAGAUCUUGUUUGGGGUUGCUCCCUGCUCCUUGGCUCUGGCCAGAUCCAGGAGGAACUUUUCCCAGCUCUUCCUUAAGGCUGGCAAGGGCACUCCAUCGCCUGCGCUGGAAGAAUUCUCCCGGCGCGCCAAGGACAGGGGGAUUCCAGUGAAGGUGGUUCCAAGGAAGGUUCUAGAUGGCCUCUGCAAGGGCGGUGUCCAUCAGGGCGUGUGCCUGGAAGCCACGCCCCUCCGCCCCAUUGGCUGGCAGGAGGCACUGCCCCUUGAGGUAGAGGGAGGGCCCGCUUGCGAGGGGUCGCAGCUCCUUUGGCUGGCUUUGGAGGGGAUACAGGACCCGAUGAACCUGGGAGCCGUCCUGCGGUCUGCUCACUUCCUGGGUGUUGACAGGAUUGUGAUGAGUCAACGGAACAGCUGUCCCCUGACACCAGUGGUCAGCAAAGCCAGCUCGGGGGCCAUGGAAGUUCUGGACGUAUUUAGCACAGAUGAUCUUCAGGGCCUUCUUAAGGCAAAAUCAGAGCAAGGAUGGGAAGUCCUUGGAACAGCUGCCCACACCAAGGACCAGGAUUCUGUUCCCAUCGUGAGUUGCUUAGAUUUCCGCUGGAUGAGACCCACCAUCCUGCUGCUAGGAAAUGAAGGUUAUGGCCUUUCUCCGGGGACUAGAAGCUUGUGCCAAAGGAUGUUGACCAUUUUCCCAGGGCGAGAGCUGCCGCCUGGGAUUGAGUCCUUAAAUGUGUCUGUUGCAGCUGGAAUCCUCUUGCACUCGAUCUGCAGCCAGAGAGAGACAGAGAGAGACCCGUGAUGCUUCUAGAAGAAAAAACAAACGAAAACACUGGGCCUUUGAGGAACUCACCCAGAAGUCCUGGGAUUAGAGGAAGCUCCAUCCGGGAAUAUUCUGGGCCAGAAAGAAAGGAUUGGAGCACAGUCCUCACUUCUACUCUCUUCCGCCAGAUGGGGUUGGUGGAGCAGCCUGGCCACAAGGCAUCCACAGCUGUUACGUGACAGAAGGUGUGUGUGUGUGUGUGUGUGUGAGAGAGAGAGAGAGAGAGAGACAGACAGACAGACAGACAGACAGACAGACAGACAGACAGACAGACAGAGAAUGAAUGUGCUCUGCAAUACUUUUAGUCCUGAUGCUGAUUCAUGAUUGUUGUUGUUUAGUCGUUUAGUCGUGUCCGACUCUUCGUGACCCCAUGGACCAUAGCACGCCAGGCACUCCUGUCUUCCACUGCCUCCCGCAGUUUGGUCAAACUCAUGUUCGUAGCUUCGAGAACACUGUCCAACCAUCUCGUCCUCUGUCCUCCCCUUCUCCUAGUGCCCUCCAUCUUUCCCAACAUCAGGGUCUUUUCCAAGGAUUCUUCUCUUCUCAUGAGGUGGCCAAAGUAUUGGAGCCUCAGCUUCAGGAUCUGUCCUUCCAGUGAGCACUCAGGGCUGAUUUCCUUCAGAGUGGAUAGGUUUGAUCUUCUUGCAGUCCAUGGGACUCUCAAGAGUCUCCUCCAGCACCAUAAUUCAAAAGCAUCAAUUCUUCGGCGAUCAGCCUUCUUUAUGGUCCAGCUGUCACUUCCAUACAUCACUACUGGGAAAACCAUAGCUUUAACUAUACGGACCUUUGUAGGUAAGGUGAUGUCUCUGCUUUUUAAGAUGCUGUCUAGGUUUGUCAUUGCUUUUCUCCCAAGAAGCAGGCGUCCUUUAAUUUCGUGACUGCUGUCACCAUCUGCAGUGAUCAAGGAGCCCAAGAAAGUAAAAUCUCUCACUGCCUCCAUUUCUUCCCCUUCUAUUUGCCAGGAGGUGAUGGGACCAGUGAUUCAUGAUGGCAGGGUGUAAACCCAGCCCCCUAAAACGCUAUUGCAUCUCAAUGCGUAGCCAGGCAUGUGCAUAGAAAAACUUCAAUCCUAAAAAAAGGUCAACCAAAGACGGCUUUUUGGCCGGCCCUCACCGCCCUUCACUUCAUCAAAUCUUACAAACCUCCGGUGUAUUUUGAUCUGUUUGUGUGUUGGCCAGUGGGAGGUGAGCUCAAGCUGGGCGGAGGAACGACCCCCACCUGAUCCAACCUGCCUCUCUUAGCCUGCCGAAGGUGGUUUUGGAUCCCUCUCCUCUGUAAUCUCAAAGGUGGAGGGGUUCCGGGGUUGAGCAAGGGGUUAAGAACUGCAUUGAGCGCAGUGCAAAAGCCCGAAAACGCUAUACAGAUAUAGGAAGAUGCUCUACUGAAUCUGGCUAGUGGUCUGCCUAGGCCAGCUUUUCCUUAGCCUCUGGAGUCUUCCCUAUGUAUGGUGUAUCGGAAAAAUUGUAUCCCGUUCUUGGCAACAAGGAUCCAUUUCAGUCAUGUGUACCUUGGCCUGUAGCAAACUAUUAAAAGAACACAAAUGAAAUGUUUCAUUGGCUUUGCUCUCCCUGUUCUGCAGAAGUCUGUUUUUUUAAUUAAAAAAAUAAAAUAUAAAAAUAAAAUUAAUAAAAACCGGGGAAUUGGUGUGAAGUUUCAGAUUCUUAGGAAGUAUACUCUUCCCACUAGGUGGUGGUAAAGAUACAGACUGCGGUUUGCUUCACUAUGGGCAGAAAACAGUUUUAUAGCAAGAUAUCAUUUCAUCCUUUCUUGUUUGCUGGAAGGAGAUGGGAAUAAAAACCAUUUCUUUAUCCUUGAUACCAAGAUCUGAUUCUCCGUAUUUGUGUGUGCGCGUAUUUUGUAGCUCUCUGCAUGAGAAACCCAUUUUUUAAAUAAAAAAAAUGGAAUGCCAUUUUGAGGGCAAUGAUUUUUAUAUUAUUAAUGAUUAUUUGAGAGAUUUCUAAAUGCUUUUCAAGACCCCCGCCCCCCCGGCAAAAAGUGGUGUAGGAAAUAAACAUGAAAGUAUAGCAAACUCAGAAACUUUUUCUUCUGCUUAAAAAAACACCUACUCUGUGGUAAAAAAUAGCAACAGAUGGUGCCAACAAAAUACCUCAUUGUACAAGACUGGGUGGUAUCUGAGUAAGCCAUGGUCGGAGCAGACCAGUUGAAAUCACUGGACUUAAGUUGGACCCUAUAUUGUGCUAUACUCUGAAAGCGGGAUUGUACAGUACUACUUUAAACAAUCUUGGCUCUCCGCAAAGAGUCCUGGGAACUGUAGUUUGUUAAGGGUGCUGAGAGUUAAAAUUUCUAGUUUGCCGUUUUAUAAGAACAGAAGGAGAGCCCUAGUGGGUCAGCCCAAACUGUUCAGAACAAUGAGGACUGGAAUCUUAAAUCUUAAAAAUAAAGGGCAGGGCUUCCACUGAAUGAUAGAAAAUCAGACUGCGAUCUACUCACAGAGUUAAAAACUGGCAGUGAUCUACCCCCUUUUUGGGGUUCAGGCCAAAGUCGUCGAGUUUUUAGGAAGGAGGAAGGCCCAUUUUUGGGGGGUUCGGGUCAAAGUUGUUGAGUUUUUUCAGGAAGGAGGUAAAAU
Messenger RNA from Zootoca vivipara (common lizard), 3898 nucleotides. RefSeq names its product mitochondrial rRNA methyltransferase 1 (gene MRM1). The record is from RefSeq and is a predicted model, not a curated record. Gene Ontology annotation, molecular function: RNA binding; rRNA (guanine) methyltransferase activity. NCBI's taxonomy places the organism in Eukaryota, Metazoa, Chordata, Lepidosauria, Squamata, Lacertidae. Gene Ontology annotation, biological process: rRNA methylation. Gene Ontology annotation, cellular component: mitochondrion.